AUGUCACAGCCUCGUGCGGUUUCUCGUUCUCGGCAGAACGGACGAAGCACGUCCCCGUCUCCCAUAUCUCGACCAACAACACCUCUGAGGGCGUCCUCCAGAUCAUCGUUCAGAAAUUCCCGGAACAAUGCAAUUGCAGGCGUGUCUCCUCUGGAUGCUCUCGAACCACAAUUUGCGGAACUAGGUGAUUCAGUGGCUGACCUUGAAGCCAACUUCAUGCACCUUCAAUUGAUGCAUGAGAGUCUGAGCAGAUUUGGAGAAAGCUUUGCCAGCUUUCUGUAUGGCUUGAACAUGAAUGCGUUUGUGGUGGAUUUUCCAGAGGCACCUAUACCUGAGUCAAUCAAACGAUUUCACAGACGUCAGGGACAAGGAAACCUGGACGAGACUUCUGGUGUGCAGGAUCAUCUCACAGGGCAAAAGCAAGGAGAAACAGAGGCAACAUUCAUGACGGCAGAUGCAAGUUUCACAAGUCUCAAAGCAACACCACGUCGUAAGACGAUGGCACCCUCAACCACUCCUAGUACGACAUCCACAGUGAAUCAAAACAAUGCAAGCUCUCAAAGAGGAAAUGCUGCAAGAUCAAGCAGAGGUACUAGUCGCGGAGGACGAGUCAGCAGCUUGCCAAGAGGCAGAGCGAGAGGUGCCAGGUAG
Messenger RNA from Exophiala spinifera, 651 nucleotides. RefSeq lists its product as uncharacterized. Gene Ontology annotation, cellular component: mitotic spindle pole body; DASH complex; mitotic spindle. The coding region runs from base 1 to 651 and encodes 216 amino acids. NCBI's taxonomy places the organism in Eukaryota, Fungi, Ascomycota, Eurotiomycetes, Chaetothyriales, Herpotrichiellaceae. The record is from RefSeq and is a predicted model, not a curated record. The transcript is spliced from 2 exons. Gene Ontology annotation, biological process: mitotic sister chromatid biorientation.